This is a messenger RNA of Echinops telfairi (small Madagascar hedgehog), 435 nucleotides long. Its product is annotated as cytochrome b5 type B-like. Lineage: Eukaryota; Metazoa; Chordata; Mammalia; Afrosoricida; Tenrecidae. Gene Ontology annotation, cellular component: mitochondrial outer membrane; intracellular membrane-bounded organelle. Bases 1 to 435 code for a protein of 144 amino acids. The transcript has a single exon. The record is from RefSeq and is a predicted model, not a curated record. Gene Ontology annotation, molecular function: heme binding.
AUGGCGACAGGGAAAGCUAGCAGCAGCGAUGGGGAAGGGCCAGAAGUCGAGACCUCUGUCACCUAUUACCGGUUGGAGGAGGUGGCAAAGCACAAUUCAUCGAAAGAAAUAUGGCUGGUGAUCCACGGGCGAGUCUACGAUGUCACCCGCUUUCUCGAAGAGCAUCCUGGAGGAGAGGAGGUCCUGUUGGAACAAGCCGUUAUCGAUGCAAGUGAAAGUUUUGAAGAUGUAGGUCACUCCUCUGAUGCCAGAGAAAUGCUAAAGCAGUACUAUAUUGGUGACGUUCAUCCGUGUGACCUUAAAACUGAUAGUGGCAAGGACCCUCUGAAAAAUAAUUCGUGCAAAAGUUGCUGGUCGCUUUGGGUCCUCCCGGUCCUAGGCGCAGUUCUCUUAGGCUUCCUGUACCAUUACUACACAUUCGAAAGCAGAUCCUGA